Messenger RNA from Colletotrichum navitas, 861 nucleotides. RefSeq names its product homocitrate synthase mitochondrial precursor. The record is from RefSeq and is a predicted model, not a curated record. The coding region runs from base 1 to 861 and encodes 286 amino acids. The transcript has 5 exons. Gene Ontology annotation, cellular component: mitochondrion. NCBI's taxonomy places the organism in Eukaryota, Fungi, Ascomycota, Sordariomycetes, Glomerellales, Glomerellaceae. Gene Ontology annotation, molecular function: homocitrate synthase activity.
AUGGAUAAUGUACGAGUAGCCGUAGAAUGCGGUGUUGACGGAGUAAACACCAUGAUGGGAACGUCGGCUCUUCUUCGCCAACAUUCUCACGGCAAGGAUGUUGCCCAAAUCAUCAAGGCAGCGAUCGAAGUCAUCGAGUACGUCAAGUGUCGGGGCCUCGAGGUCGGAUUUUUCACCGAAGACUCCUUCCGAUCCAAUCUCGUCGACAUCCUUUCCGUCUACAAGGCCGUGGACACAAUUGGGGUCAAUCGCGUGGGAGUUGCAGACACCAUUGGUUGCGCCAACCCGCGUCAGGUCUACGAUCUGAUACAUACCCUUCGAGACGUUGUCUCUUGUGAUAUCGAAACCCAUUUCCAUGAUGACACCGGCUGCGCCACCGCGAACGCCUACACCGCCCUCGAAGCUGGCGCCACCCACAUCGACGUCACAGUCCUCGGCAUCGGCGAGCGCAACGGCAUCACGCCCCUCGGCGGUUUCAUGGCGCGCAUGGUUGUCGAGAACCGCGAAUAUGUCACCGGCAAGUACAAUCUACACUUGAUUAGGGAAUUGGAAGACAUGGUCGCCGAGGCUGUGCAGAUCAACACCCCUUUCAACAACCCGAUCACUGGAUUCUGUGCCUUUACACACAAGUCUGGUAUUCACGCCAUGGGAACUUUUGGGAUCACGCGAUACGUCCACUUCGAGUCAAGACUUACGGGCUGGUAUGCGGUCAAGACUCGCGUGAGCCAACUUGGCCUGGACAUGCCAGACGAUCAAGUUAAAGUUGUAACCGAGAAGAUCAAGAUGCUGGCCGGCAUUCGGCCAUUGGCUAUCGAGGAUGUGGACUCUAUCAUUCGAAGUUGCCAUCCAGGUCAAUCGUAA